Messenger RNA from Medicago truncatula (barrel medic), 1603 nucleotides. RefSeq names its product DNA-directed RNA polymerase III subunit 2-like. The record is from RefSeq and is a predicted model, not a curated record. Gene Ontology annotation, biological process: DNA-templated transcription. Lineage: Eukaryota; Viridiplantae; Streptophyta; Magnoliopsida; Fabales; Fabaceae. Gene Ontology annotation, molecular function: DNA-directed RNA polymerase activity; ribonucleoside binding; DNA binding.
AGAGUGUAAUUUACUCUAAAUAAUACUAUUAACAAAUAACACGCAGCCACUUUCACACUCACGCGCCUCCACCCUUGCCCUAUCCUCAAGCCGCCGCGUUGUGAGUCAUUCCGGCAACCGCACCAGAAGCUUGUUUAUCCAGUGACUCAAUUCUAUCAUGGAUCAAGAGUUUCUAACUGCUCCUGUGAAUUCUGCUGUUGACAAGUUUCAACUUAUUCCUGAGUUCCUCAAGGUUAGAGGAUUGGUGAAACAACAUUUGGAUUCUUUUAACUAUUUCGUGAAUACUGGCAUCAAGAAAAUUGUUCGUGCAAAUGAUCGUGUCGAAGCUACUAGGCACCCAUAUAUUUAUCUGAGGUUUUUCAACGUCAAAAUUGGUAAACCGUCAAUAAUGAAGGAUGGUAAUUCUGAUCUCAUUAGCCCACAGACAUGCCGACUAUCUGAUCGAACGUACGCGGCUCCGAUAACCGUUGAUAUUGAAUACACUCUGGGAAGUCCUGAUAACCUAAGAAAAGAAACAAGGCCUGAAGUUAAUAUCGGAAGUAUGCCUAUUAUGUUGCGGAGCUGUUGUUGUGUUUUGAAUAAUAGAGAUGAAGACGAGCUUGCAAAACUUGGCGAGUGUCCCCUCGAUCCUGGAGGAUAUUUUAUAAUCAAAGGGAACGAGAAGGUAAUUUUAAUACAAGAACAACUUUCGAACAAUAGAUGAAUAAUUCUAGGCACUGACAACAAAAAAAACAUUACUGCAUCUGUUACAAGCAGUACAGAGAAAAUAAAAACAAAAACUACCAUUUUGAUGGAAAAGGAGAAGAUGUGGUUAGAAUUUAAUCAAUUUCCAAAAAAGGUUCCUCUUAUGGUUGUAAUGAAAGCUAUGGGGAUGGAGAUCGACCAAGAAGUUGUACAGUUGAUUGGAAGAGAUCCUCGUUACAGUUUUCUACUUAUGCCAUCCAUUGAGGAAUAUAUAAACUGUCGUGUAUUUACACAAGCCCAAGCAUUGGAGUACCUUGAUUCAAAAGCAAAAGGUCCCCGUUUUUCUAACAUGGCAGCUGAAAAGGAUGGAAGAGCAUUUAAUAUCCUAAAAAAUGAAUUUCUUGCAAACGUACCAAUGCACGGAGAUAAUUUUCGGCCAAAAUGUAUAUAUCUGGCUGUUAUGAUGAGACGCAUAAUGGAUGCAAUUCUAAAUAAGGAUGCAAUGGAUGACAAGGUCUGUGGAGCGUGUGGGUUGUUAGGAUAUUACAACCAUAAGUUGAAAGCUGGUACUUGUUCAUCUUGUAAGAAUGGAAAGCAGAUUUCUAACGUGAAAGUACCAUAUGCAUGCAAGCUCUUGAUUCAGGAACUCCAAUCAAUGAAUAUUGUUCCACGCUUAAAACUAGAAGAUACCAAAGUUUAAGAGAUGAUGCUAUUAUGAGAGUGCAUGCAGCUUUCAAGUGAAUACAAAGUAGAAUUUUUGUCUCUUCGAUGUUAGAACUUAGAACCCCUUUAAACAUUUAUUUUACCAUAGAAACAAUGUUGCAGGGUUAUUUUGAUGAUUCACGUUGGAAAAAGAGAAGUUAUUUUGACUUAUAUGGUUUCAUUUUUAUGUUGAAAUUGAAUUUCACUUAUGGCGAAA